AUGAACCAUGACCAUAGUUGACAAGACGACCGAGUCCUCCAAGGCCUCUCCUUCUGAGAAGCAACCUUUCAACUCUGUGGCACCUGCUUCCGGUGACAUGGACUCAGGGUCUACAGGAUGGGUGGCUGUCUCUUCUUCGCUAGAGGCUCCGAAACACAAGAUCUCAUUGGAGCCAGUGCCGGGAGCCGCGGUGUAUUCCAGUACAUCGGGACCAGAUAAAUGCAAGCCUUCCGCCAAAGAGCUGGUUAUUGGUGAUGGGAUUGCAGCGCCUCAGAAGGUCCUUUUUCCGGCAGAGAAGAUUUGCUUAAAAUGGCAAAAGAUGCAUCGGGUUGGAGCUGGUCUCCAAAACCUCGGCAACACCUGUUUCCUGAACUCUGCUUUGCAGUGUCUGACGUACACCCCUCCCCUCGCCAAUUACAUGCUCUCCUACGAACACUCCAAAACCUGUCACGAACAAGGAUUUUGCAUGAUGUGCACCAUGCAGGGACACAUCAACCAAGCUCUGUCCAAUUCCGGCACUGUCAUCAAGCCAAUGUCCGUCAUCAACGAACUCAGACGAAUAGCAAAACAUUUCCGUUUCGGUAACCAGGAAGAUGCUCACGAAUUCCUAAGAUACACGGUUGAUGCUAUGCAGAAAGCCUGUUUGAACGGUAGCAACAAAUUGGACAGACAUACCCAAGCCACCACUUUUAUUCAUCAGAUAUUUGGAGGAUAUCUCAGAUCUAGAGUAAAAUGCAUGAAUUGCAAAGGUGUUUCGGAUACAUUUGAUCCCUAUUUGGAUAUUACAUUGGAAAUAAAGUCAGCUCAAAGUGUCAACAAAGCUCUGGAACAGUUUGUCAAGCCUGAACAGCUGGAUGGAGAAAAUGCAUAUAAAUGUAGCAAGUGUAAAAAAAUGGUUCCUGCAUCCAAGCGGUUUACGAUACACCGGGCAUCAAAUGUCCUCACCUUGUCCCUCAAACGGUUUGCAAAUUUCAGUGGUGGCAAAAUCACAAAGGAAGUGAAAUACCCAGAAUAUUUAGAUAUCCGACCAUAUAUGUCCCAACCCAAUGGAGAACCAAUCAUUUAUGCACUUUAUGCAGUGCUAGUCCAUACGGGCUUCAGCUGUCAUGCUGGACAUUAUUACUGCUACAUAAAGGCCAGUAACGGGCAGUGGUACCAGAUGAAUGAUUCCACUGUUUCAAACAGUGACAUCAGGACUGUAUUAAAUCAACAAGCCUAUGUGCUGUUUUACAUCAGGACCCAUGACUUGAAAAACGGUGCCGAACACAUUCAUUCGGUCCACACGCCGGGGCAGUCUUCUCCCCGACCGGUUAUCAAUCAACGGGUGAUCGGUAAUAAACAAAGUAACCCUGGAUUUAUCGGACCUCAGCUCCCUCCACACAUGGUGAAGAAUUCGAAUCAUUUGAACGGAACCGGAUCCCUGAAGGAAACCCCCAGCAGUACGGCGGCCAUUUCUAGCAACGCUUCCCUCGUCAAAUCUUCUUCGGCGCCUUCCUUGUCCAUCUCCAAGUGGACCAUGAACCGCUCGGCCACGGCGGGCCCCCCGGAUUCCUCCAAGAAGCCCAAACUCACCCUCAGUAUUCACAACAACAAGCUGCCCACUCGCCAAACCAUCUCUCACCCCAGCUGCACCUUGGAGAGCCUCAACAAGCCCGCCCCGUCCUCCACCAUUUCCAACCCUUCCGCGGCGCAAUCUACCUCAAGUACUUCCACCGUCUCCUCGGCUGCUAAUCAAGUCUCCAAACCGUCCUCCCCGGGCAAGUCCGCUUCCAAGCUGAUCAUGAACGGCAAGGCCAAACACAGUCCCAGCCUCUUGGUUCCCUACGGAGCAGAAUCCUCGGAAGAAUCGGAGGAGGAAUCCAAAGGGCUGUUGAAGGAGAAUGGCCACGUCAAAGUGUCCAACGGCAUUUUACUAGAAGACGCGGCCGGCGGGCUGGAGGACUCGUGCACGCCCUGCCACAAGCCGGAGAAAGAAAGUUCCCAGCCCGAGUUGCCUCAAAACAUAACCGUCAUGGUCUCCAUUAGCCUAAACGACGCCCCGAAGCAGAACAGACAAAUGGGCAGCGAUCCCACCUCUCAAGGGAAGCCCGUGAAACUGGCGGAUCACCCGUUUCCCAAAACCAACGGAUUGCCCGGAAAAGGUUCUCCGAAAGCUUUGUCCUCAGUCCCUGAAGAAGACGUCUCCGAUUCCUUCAGAUAUAAGCAGUCAAAAACCUUGCCUGGGGACUCCAGCAGCCCUCCUGAACCAGAAAAGCCCAUGGCCGAGGAUGCUUCUGAAAAGGCCCCCGGUGCCCUUCCCAACAGUAUCCCAAGCCCCGUAAUAUUUUCGGACCCCAACGUCACUGCGACCACGAAGGACUCUUGUGAAAGGAUUGCCCAGACAGAAAACAGGCCGCUUGAGAACGACCGGCAACACGGUUCCCCAGGAACAGAUGAAGCAGCCUCUCCUGGAGAAGGGGACAGUCAAGAAAGGGCAGGGGUAUCCAAAGACGAGAAAGCAGCUUCAGAGAAGAGCCCAGAGCCUGCUGAAGGACAGGCAGGACCGCCAGAAACACCAGACCCCCAGAGCACCCAGAUGAGGUUGGACGGUGAAUCUAGGCCCCAAAAUCUGAAGACUCCCCUAAAGGCACCCGAGACGGGUCCGGAAAGGCAGGGCAGCCCUCCGAGCGGCAAGGACCCCCCGUGUGCCGAGAAUUCUCCCCUUCCCCAACCCAAAACUCCUGCCGAGAGCCAGAGUUCAAAGACGGAACAAAGCAAACCAGCGGACAGCGUCGAGCCGCUUCGAAGAAGCCUUGAAAAGCCGGGCCCGAAGGAGAAAGCCCACGGUUACAAAAAAACCGACCAAGAAUAUUAUCGUCCUAAAAGGAAGCGUUCUGAAACGGAGGAAGAAGAGGAGGCGGAGGAGGAGGCCGACGGGGCUGGUGGACGGAGCCAGCCUGAUGGACACUGCAGUAAGCAGAGGUGCGCUUACAGUAGGGAGCGAGGGAAGCAGCAGGAGCAGCCCCGGCGGGAAUACCACGGCACCAGCUACUACAGGUUCCCGGGUAGUCCCGAUCCCGCCAGGAGUUUGGGGAAGUACCCUCCCUACAGACCCCGCAGCCGAGGUCAAACGGACUCUGAACGGAGCAGGCCCAGUUACGGGAAAGGGGGAGAGAGGUCGUGGAGCAGGGAGCGGCACUACCAGGAGACGCCGAGGAGGUGGGAUGCGUGCCGGUCGUACAGUUACUACUACUCGGCCUCCCACGUGCCCCGGCAUAACCAGGAGAGGAAGCCGACCCACUCCGAGAGAGACUAUAGCAAAUCAAGUCAUGUUUACAGUAGCCCCUAUAGUAAGUAUGAUUAUUACAAAAGCCGUUUGAGCCACAACCUCGAUAGGAAAAAGCACGUUUCCCUAAGUCCCGAGGCCAGCGACUGCGCCCCCGAAAAGAAACCCCCCAAAAUCUUGCCAGACCCUUCUCUCGACGAACUAAAGGGACGGAAGCGGAAGAAGUCCAAGAAGAAGAAGAAGUUAAAAGAUAAACACAAGGAGAAAGAGUCCAGGUGAGCAAAGGACACGGUGGGAGAGUUACUUCAUUGCUCAGGUUUGUCCUGCCAUAUCUGGACUUCUAGCCUGCGCCAGAAGUAA
Molecule: messenger RNA, 3625 nt
Organism: Notechis scutatus (mainland tiger snake)
Lineage: Eukaryota; Metazoa; Chordata; Lepidosauria; Squamata; Elapidae
Source: RefSeq, a predicted model, not a curated record